Molecule: messenger RNA, 1308 nt
Organism: Brassica oleracea var. oleracea
Lineage: Eukaryota; Viridiplantae; Streptophyta; Magnoliopsida; Brassicales; Brassicaceae
Exons: 2
Coding region: 1-1308 (435 amino acids)
Source: RefSeq, a predicted model, not a curated record
AUGGUGGUUCAACUCUGUCCUAGACAAUCAAAGAAGCAUAAGGUAGAUGGUGGGUCAACUGUGGCUCCUCCUGGAAACUCGAAGAAGAGUCAGGUAGAUGAUGAUGACAGAGAAGAAUGUCCACAGAGUGAGACAAAUGACAGAGAAGAAUGUCCAAGUGAAGAUGAGAAUGAUAUUGCUAGCAUUGAGGAAGAAAACUGUAGAGAUUUGGCUCCUUAUUUUGGUGAUGAAGCAAGAAAUGAUGACUGUGAUGUUGAUGAAGACGAAGGGGAUGAUGAUGCGUGGGAUGAUGAUAAAAUCCAUGAUACUGUGUCAUCAGAUGAUGAGAAUGAAGAGGAGAUGAUACCUGCUCAAGCUUACAGAGCAGACCUUGAUCCAGAGGAGCUCCUUCAGCUUGGCAAGACAUUUUCAGAGGCUGAGGACUUCAAACAUGCUUGUCUAAGGUAUACCCUCAAAACCAGAUACAACAUCAAGUACUACAGAUCCAGUAGCUUGAAGAUGGGUGCAAAAUGUGCUGCUGAGAUGAGAGAUGAUGAGGCUCCAUGUCCCUGUUCUUAUGAUAGGAGGAAACAUAAGUUGAUGGUAAAGACAUACGUCAAUGACCAUAAGUGUGAGAAGACAGGGCAGUCGAAGAUACUUAAGAGGUCAACAAUUGCAAGUCUAUUUGCUAAGAGGUUAAGGCUGAAUCCUAAGCUCACAGCAAAGGAGAUACAGGCUGAGAUCUUGAGGGAGUAUCAGAUGGAAGCCAAAGAAAACUUAUGCAUUAAGGCGAAGACAAAGUUGAUGAAAGAAAGGAGAAAGACCCAUGAGGAGCAUUUUGAUAAAAUCAGGGAUUACCAAGCAGAGAUCUUCAGGAGCAAUCCUGGAUCAAUCAUGGACAUUGAGACGAUACCAGGAGCCACAGUUGGAAGCAAGCAGAGGUUCUACAUGCUCUACAUGUGUUUCCAAGCACAAAAGGAAGCAUGUAAGAAGACUUGUAGGCCAGUUAUUGGCUUAGAUGAAGCUUUUUUGAAAUGGGACAUCAAGGGACAGUUGUUGGCUGCGGUUGGAAGAGAUGGAGACAAUAGGAUUGUCCCUAUUUCUUGGGCUGUAGUGGAGAUAGAGAAUGAUACAAACUGGGAUUGGUUUGUGAAGCAUUUGGCCUUGGAUUUGGGAUUGGAAGAUGGGAAAGGCUUUGUUAUAAUGUCUGACAAACAAAAGGGAUUAGUGAAGGCAGUUCAUACCCUCAUUCCAGAAGCUGGGCAUAGGAAGUGUUGUCGCCAUAUAUUCGAGAACUGGAGGAAAGGUGGAAAAGAUCUAAGGUUAUAG